Molecule: messenger RNA, 3703 nt
Organism: Dermochelys coriacea (leatherback sea turtle)
Lineage: Eukaryota; Metazoa; Chordata; Testudines; Dermochelyidae
Gene: ARL1
Product: ADP ribosylation factor like GTPase 1
Exons: 6
Coding region: 329-874 (181 amino acids)
Biological process (GO): vesicle-mediated transport; intracellular protein transport
Cellular component (GO): Golgi apparatus; cytoplasm
Molecular function (GO): GTP binding; GTPase activity
Source: RefSeq, a predicted model, not a curated record
GCCCCGCCCCAUUUGCGCCGAGUCACCCCUCCCCUCUUCGGCACGUCGCAGCGGCUCUAGCGCCCGGGUCCGCAGCCGCAGAUUCGUCGCUUCGCGUUGGUGGGAAGAAGCCCGGACGGGAGAGGGGGAGCGUCCCUGGCCCGCGGGAUUAGGGAACCCUGCGCGCGCUCGACCCCUGCCCCCGCCAGCGGCCCCUCCCCCACCGGCUCCAACGGGCUAAAGCUCGACUCCGUGCCGAAAGUGGGAGGCGGCGGGCGGCGCCUCAUUUACUUCCCGCAGCAGAAGCGACUGCGCCGACGUGGAAACUGGUGGCGGCGGCGGCGGCACCAUGGGUGGCUUUUUUUCCACUAUCUUUUCCAGUUUGUUUGGCACUCGGGAGAUGAGAAUCUUAAUCUUGGGACUAGAUGGGGCAGGAAAAACAACAAUUCUGUACAGGCUACAAGUUGGUGAAGUUGUUACCACCAUCCCCACAAUUGGUUUCAAUGUUGAGACAGUAACAUACAAGAAUCUAAAGUUUCAAGUCUGGGACUUGGGAGGACAGACAAGUAUCAGGCCAUAUUGGCGGUGUUACUAUUCAAAUACAGAUGCAGUCAUUUAUGUAGUAGACAGCUGUGAUCGAGACAGAAUUGGCAUUUCAAAAUCAGAACUUGUUGCUAUGUUGGAGGAAGAAGAGCUGAAAAAAGCCAUUUUAGUGGUGUUUGCAAACAAACAGGACAUGGAGCAGGCCAUGACUCCCACAGAAAUGGCAAACUCACUUGGCCUACCAGCUUUGAAGGACAAAAAGUGGCAGAUUUUCAAAACCUCUGCAACCAAAGGCACUGGGCUUGAUGAGGCAAUGGAAUGGUUGGUGGAGGCCUUGAAGAACAGGCAGUAAAAACAACCUUGCCACAUGAUGGUUAAACACAUCCAAGCAUCCCUUUCUUUGCAGUCAAGCAAGUUAAUGCCAUGUACUGUAAAUAGGACUGAUGGAAUUGACUGUCGUAAAGGGGGCUGACUUGUCUUGUAAACAUGAAUGAAUGUCUGUCUGUCUGUAUUAUAUUAAAAUACUCCUUCCUUGCUCUCCUGUGUUAAGGUAUGUACUUAUGUUAAUUUGUAUGGAAGACUUAAUUGACAAUAGACUGAGACAGGUUAAAAUAAAUUUUUGUUAUGAAUCUUUAGUAGCAUCACCUAUUUUAUUCCUGUAAACACAAAUCUUUGAAGUGUCACUUGUCUAAAUAUUUCUGUUAGGUGCAUGUCCCACACUUGAAGCCUGUCACCUGUUUUGAGCUACUUUAGAGUGCUGUUGGAAACUCAACUGAGCAUUAGUGCUCGCUCUCAUAGACCAUGCCCACUUCUUAGUCAUGAGUUGAAAAACCCACCUGUAGAUGAGGAAAGUCUAGUUUUGAAAUUAGUAUCUAGGUGUUCAGAGCUGGAAUCUCAGUUGCAGGAUAUAGCUAGCAGUCUUCCAGAUUUGAAGCAAGUGCAGGGUUUUUUAUAUUUUAACACAUGAUGGUAGCAAGUUUUGUUUGAGUAGAUAAAAUAUUUUUCAAAGAUGCUGUCCUACAAUCUUAGAGGCUAUGAUUGAAUGUCACCUUUGGUCAGUGAUUUAAAUACCUAGUGUGCACAGCUAUGGGAGUCUGUGAUUACAGGAGUGCUCAUUAUCCUAUUUUGCACCAUUUCAAGUUGGGGAUGGGUGAAGUAGUUCUCCCCCUCCUGUACCACUCAGAGUUGGCAGUACCUUGCUCCUUUCUGUGGUUAUGUUGCAAAGUUAAGUGAUCAUAUACUGUUGUAACUACCACAUUUAACUUAACCUAGAGUAUUGGAUAGAGCUGCCUUCUGCUGUAAAUAAGUGGAACGCUAUAGAGAAAACAGCAGGGUUAUUAAUCCUUAACCAAUAGAAUAUUUAAGGGACUCGCAUGGCUUUAUUGUAGAUUUCAUGUGCUCAGCAUACCUGAAAGAUCAGAGCCUAGACCUUUAUUCAUAAAACAGGGUGGAAACACAUUUAAUUAGAAAAAUGCACAGUCUUGGUACAUUAAACUCUACAUUCACGUGUUCCAUUUUUACUCAAGCACAGCAAGUCAGCCUGUUGCAUUCUCUGCAUGAAAGGAGAGCAAACAGCUUGAUGGUUUUUACAUAAGAUCUGUGCAGACUUUACAAUUAAUUACAAAUAAAUACAUUAAGAUUGAACUCGCAUAAAAAAAAUACCAAGAGGCAGUUAAGCUACUGCAUCAGCAGUGAAAAGUGUAGCUCUCUACCCUGUGUUAGGUAUUGAAAAGAAAUUCAGUACUCGACCAUCAUAUAUACACAUGACCAUAGCGCUGUUUCCAAGUAUGUUUCAUUCCACCAUUGCUAAGUCUUUUAGCGCAUGGCUCCUUGAUUUCUUGGCCUUGUAGCCAGGACGCAGGAAUUCUAUUUUCCUCUUCCUUGCUUCUAUUUUAUUCUUGUGUUUCUUCAGCUUCUUCCUGGCAGCAAUGUCAGGGUUCGCUACAGUCUAAUAAAAAGCAGAUAUUAAUUUUGUGCUUUUCAAGAAUAUGGUGAUGUUUAAAGCUGACAUUGUCCCUUUAAAAAAAUCUUUCUGAUCAAGCACCUCUGAAGUAAGGUCCUACCUUAAAAUUUUUAGUACUCUUUUGUACUGAAAGGGCAAUCAGAGUUGAAAAUAAAGUCUUACCUGCAGCGCUCUCUGUUUUUUCCUGCUAGCCCUCUUCUGACUAGCCUGUUUCUGCACAGAAGCAAAGGCAAGUGAAAAGGUCUCCAGGCCAACUAGUUUCUUGAGCAGUUCUAUGAUUUCCUGGGAUAGGUUCUUCAGUGUUGGAUCUAGUAAAAUAAAGAGAUGACUUCCUCAUUCUGAAACAGUCUACUUAGGGGACUCUACUGAUUUCUCUUCCAUUUGCAUGAAAACACAAUGUACAAGCUUAAAAGCGAAGAUUUGUCUCUGGUGCUUAUUUUCCAAUGGCCUAACCUGCAUGUAACAUUAGAACUUACCCCCAGACAGCAUGUUUCCUGUAGAUAUGAAUUGCACAUUAAGCAGUGUUCUGGAACAUGUUAAACAGGAGUUGCAUUAAUGUCUUUUUUCGGUCAUUUAUCAGUGAGCCACAAUGGACCAUACUUAUUCAGGAGUAUCAUGGGAGGGAGAAACUACUAAGGAACAUUUCAUACACUUCAAGGAGUGUACUCCUGCCUCCAGAUCUUAGCACUUCAUAUUUGUAAUAAGCUUGCCUAUUUCCCAACUCCCCAUCUUAGCUCUGUAUGUGCCAUGCCUCGUGGUAACCACCUUUGUCGGUCAGUCUGGUUAUAGCACCUUUCCCUCUGCACGAGUCCCCUUCCUCCAUCUCAUGUUCUCACCUUCAAAGGCCUGCAUCACUGCUUUCCCCCUCUUAAUCUCCUCUGCUCCACUAUCCAUAUAUGCUGGCUAUAUUUUAAUUAGCUUCCAUUCCCUGAAUGAAGGCAUCUGGGUGACAAUGUGAAUGACAGAGGGUGUUUGGAUUGGGGCUGUCUGCAUGGACAGCGCUAAGCAGAACAGACCCAGUGCCAUUUCCUUAGUGGGGUUUGGCAAUUACCUUGUUCUGCAUAGGUGCUACUCAGCUCUCUGUGCAGAGGGGUGAUGAUUGUUGGAAGGUAUGGCUUGAUCCUGUCUUUCCCAAGAUCCAUUGCUACAGCUCCAAGGAACUUAAAGAUGCAAGUUCUCUGAAAGUACAGACAUGCCAGAAAUGAGAGACUGGAAGGG